GGAUAUUUACGACAAGAUGUGCUCCAAAAAAUCAAGGUUGAGACGAGAAAUCGAGGGAAAUCUGUUGUAAAUCUCAAAGAUGACGAAAGGAAAAGAAGCAGGAAGGAUACAAGUUUAUGUACGAGUUCGACCAUUUACGGAGAAAGAACGAGAGAAGAAAGAAAUMAACGCAAUUGCAUUGCAUCAUGAUCAUUCGCUGAUUCGUGUGCUUGAUCCGAGAAGAGAUACGAACUACUUCUUUGACGGUGUGUUUGGACCGGAAUCCUCAAACUAUGAACUUUACCUCAAAGUUGGUCGACCACUUGUUUAYGCAGCUCUCAACGGCUACAAGGGAACACUUCUGACCUAUGGACARACAGGCACUGGUAAAACUUACACAUUGCUUAGUGAAGAUGGAGUAACGACAAAUGUUGUGAACCACUGCUUCGAGAGAAUACAAGAUGACACUAUACACAGUUAYAAGGUCACGUGUUCCUUCCUUCAAGUCUACCAGGAAAAAGUUUAUGACCUUUUAAAUCCAAGAUUUACCGUCGAACUUCCGGUUCGUGAACAUCCCAAAAAAGGAGUUUAUGUUGCUAACCUUACACAAAACGAAGUGAAGUGUGCUGACGAUGUGCUUGCUUUGCUGGAGUUCGGCAARAGGCAACUGGUCAUGGCCGAGACAAAGAUGGUCCGCCACUCUAGCAGAUCUCAUUCUAUUAUGCAACUGAUUAUUGAGAGAAGACUGAAAGCACACAUAGCAAUGGAGCAAGCUUCCACUGAAGAACUCGGUCCCAAGUCCCCGGAGACCGUUCAUGAUUCCAUUAUGGCUGUUGACGAAACGAUCAACAACCUCUUGAAAGAAUUAAAACAAGACCGGAAAACUCACCAUAGGAGGGAACGAGAAUGCCUGAGAGAAUUGAUGGAGAAAGAGCUGGAAGACAGUCACUCAUUCAAAGGAGACGUCAUAGUCAAAGGAAAAAUUAAUCUCUGUGAUCUUGCUGGUAGUGAGCGCCUCACUAAAACCAAGGCCGAAGGUGUUCGACUUACGGAAGCCAAAUACUUGAAUACAUCUCUUUUGGAACUUGGUAAUGUAAUCCACGCCUUGGCACGAGGUAAAAAAAGACACGUGCCAUACAGAAACUCGACGCUUACACGCCUUCUUCAAGACUGCCUUGGAGACAAUGGAAAAACCAACUUUAUUGUUUGCAUCGCGCCAUCACUGAGUGAAAUCAACGAGACGAAAUGUAGUUUGAAUUUUGGUCUUCGUGCAAUGAGAAUCAUAAAUGUUGCACGGCUCAAUGUAGAGGUUGAUUACAAAGUACUGGCCGAAMGGUUGGCAAAGAAGCUGGAAGACCAAGAUCGUCGUCACAAGCUAGAAAAACUUGAAUACCUGAGAGAAAUACAACGUCUUAACUCAGCUGUGACGUCAUAUGAAGAAAGUGAACACGUGGUGAAUAGUGACACCGACACGCUUGUUUCAGUUAUUCAAAACCUUUCCAAGACUGUACAACGCGAAAAAGAAGAAGUCAAGAGUUUGCAAUCAGAACUGACGUUUUUAAAACGAAAAGUAGCCCAUUCUCCCACGGCAAACGCACCUGAUAUCGAGGCUUUGUUUCUCGCUGAGUUGAUGUCAAUGCAGCUGUUGACGCACGUUCAUCAAAGCGAGGCUGUAUAUGAAGCAGUGAGAAAUAGUGAUCUGCCAAGGAAAGUCAAGGAAUACAUGACAUCUGAAUGGACACAGCAAAACAUGGUGCUUAACACUGGAUACAUGCUGAAUCUAUUGGACACUGUGCUUGGAUUCAGUGAAGAAACGGAAAAUGGUAUAGAGAACAAGGCUGAAGCAAGCACAAAGGAUGGAGACACCAAGAAAGACUUGUCUACUCAGCCAGAGAAAGGUCAAGCAUCCAAUAAUAAAAAGACAACUAGUUAUGUGUCUAAUAUGACAGGAGGCCUAAGAAAGAUGUUAGGGUUGUUUGUUGGCAGCAAAGACACUGUAAAGACAGACACAAAAAGCGAACAGACCGAAGACAAACAAGUAGUAAAUGAAAGCACCAAAGCACAAGAUCUUCAGCUUAUUACCACCAGAGAAAUGAUGACAAGAUUAGCGAAAACAAAGGAAAAGGUUGAAAAACAUGUCUCUAAUCUGCUUUUGUCUGCUUUUGGGGAACAGCUGAUCUUUAGUCAAGGUAACGCACCUCAAUGGGGAGUUCUUGGRCGAAAAUUAAGCGAGCUUAUUAUGUUCAAACGAAAUAACAUAAUUGGCAUACAAGACACAGAGAUGUGGUCGAACUACGAAAAUAUGGUCGGUAUACUCGAGAGUUGUUUCAAGUAUGUCAUGAUAGACAAAGCUCUUCUGGCGUCCAUGAUCGUUAUUGAGCAUAUGAGUGGACGAGGAGCCCACUACCAAAGGCUACCCUCCCCUGGACGUGCUUUGAAGCUCAAAGCAGCACAGGAAAGCGUCAAAGCGAUGCAACAGGAACACCUUGAAGAAACAAUUAAGAAGCCAGCAAACGACAGUAAAGAAACCAUUGAAAAAACCUUGAYGUCUCCCAUCAAAACUCCCAAAGGACCCAAAGUACACCUGGAGCAAGAGAUUGACGAGGUUUUUGAUGACACCUCGAGGCUGGAAACUGAGUUGUUCGCAACUAUGGAAGAGAARGCUCGUCUCGAGGAYGAGUUGAUCCUUAUGAAGGACUACGUCAGCAGGCUUAAGUCUGAURUGUUUCACCUGAAGAUUGAACGAAGUAAUCUUGAAAAAGAUGUWAAAAAGACAGCAAAAAACAUUGUCACUCUUUCUGAGAACCAGCCAGAAGAACAAGUAAAUAUCAUGGAAGGCUACAGAGGUUUGCGCGUUGGAGAACUAUCCGAUGUUACUGAAGCCUCGCACGAGAGUAUUAGYGGAGAGAGUGAGAAUGGUUCACAAGUCUCWGAAGGAAACGAACAAAGUUCUCAGAUCUUGAAAAACUGCCUGGCCAGCAUGGCACAGAUGUAUACUUUGAUGCCUAACCAAGAUGAUGACACCUUGACCGAGGGUGGAGAUUCUGAUGAUAAAGACGGUAGUCUGUCCGAGAACGACAUCGAUGAUAGCGAUGAAGACGACAUAAUAAUUACYAAAAUUGCGCGUGGGAUCCAGGAUUAUCACUCGCCUGUAUCAAGUCCAACCAAAUCCAGGAAACCKGAYGGGGUKUCAAAGAAAUCUGAUGGUACUCAAAACAAACAUGCAGAGMAGAACAGCAAAAGUGGUCUAUCUGGAAAACAAGGGAAAAAUCCCUCCAAAGACGUAGUACAGGUCCAACGAACACACAAAACGUUYCAAGACCUUCAAGUUGCGUACGAAGACCUGGAAGACGAGCUAUACCAUGUCCGAGGUCAACUUAGUAAAGCCCAACAGAUCAUUCUAAGCCUUGAGGCCAAGCUGAAAGAAGAAAAAGAAAACUGGGARAAAAUUCGAAAAUUGUACYUGGAAUACAAAGACAAGAACGAUGUCCUUGAAGGGAAAGUUGGCAUUCUGAGAGAAGAGCUUGAAAAAGCACUUMGAGAAAACACCUUUUUAAARGAUUACCAUCAAGUGGAUGUAGUUAAAGAYGGUCAAACAAAACUAUAUUCACAUCAYAGCCGAUCACCAACCAGAUCGCCUUCACGACGUAAGGUAUUUGAUCUGAGGAACAUCCCAUCCAUACAAAAUAGCAAUCGGGAACUGCAGAUCAUCAAUCUCUUGGAGGAGAACACAGAACUGAAGACUCUUAACGACAAACUGACUGAAGAAAAGGCCUUAGUUGAAAACAUCUCUAAGGACAAGGAYUGCAAACUGAAAGGYUUGGAAACAACACUUCGAUUCCUUGAAGAAGAAAAGGAGACACUCAAGGAAGAGAUYGAGACAAUCCACAGAAGAAAGUUCAAACUAGGAAAUGACACUCAAGARARGCGUGAUGGAUACACUAUGUCACCAGCUGAGGUCGAUCUCUUUAGUAAAGAGUGCGCRCAACUGGAGAAAGAGUUAGCAAUGGAAAGGAAUCGUGCCGCCAAGAUGCAGAAYGAUAAUCUGAAGUUAUCCAAAGAYCUUGAAAAGAUGGAAGCAGAACUUGAAAAAUGGAAAAACGGUCUCUUAAAAUWUGAGCACAUUCGAGACGAAGAUCUUACCCCGACCAACGAGAAAACUGACAAGGAGAAAUGGUCGAGAAACCGWAAUAACGCCUUUCAAACCGUGUUUAUUGAUGAUGACUUUGGAAGUGAAGAAGAAGGCAAGAUGAAAGAAACUGGAAUAGACAGUAACAUUGGAACAAAAGACGAGUUAAAGGACUUAACUAUCAAAUUACAAAAGGAAAUGCUCUCCAUGUCAGAAUAUCAAGAGGCAUUGGAAAAAGAAUAUGGCGAAAUAAAAGAUGAGUCUGAAAAACUAAAGAAGGAGAUGCAGACAAAAGACGGGACAAUCAAGUCUCUGGAGAACGAAAUUGCAAGUCUAAAGCGACAAAGCAACAGCAAACAAACAAGUGAUAGCCACAGCACCUUCUUCAGUCGYCUGAACAUGAGAACAUCGCCGUCUAAGCUAAAGACAACGAAAGAAGAAUUCGACUUCUCUAACAGCAAAAAAGAUGAGCUCACGUAUCAAGAUUUUAAGAAAUUUGAAGAGGAAUUUAACAAUCUAAAGCGAGAAAACACCGAUCUUCGACAACAAAUAACCAAGAGUGAGCAAAAGAUCGCCAUUUACGAAGCUGAUUUGGAAAAAGCAAUGUUGAAGAUCAAACAGCUUCAGGAGGAGCGCAUACGAAAAGGUGUWAAAGUCGAYGUUGCAGACAACAAGCUUGUACAUAUUAAAGGAACAGAACAGAGCACUGAGAGCAAACCAACUGCAGCUGAUGCUGGGCAUUACUUGGCUUCCACCGAUGCGAAAUUAAGCAAAAGUACAAAAGAGAUMGAAAGACURAAAGAACAACUUCUCGACAAGGAAGCUGAGAAGGGGCUUCUUUAUGAUGAACUACACUUGAUUCGUCGAAGGAAAGACGAGCUUGAUAAGGCUUUAGAUGAGGCUAGAGAAGCAAGAACAGAGCUACAGGAAAAAAUGGAUCAGAUGGCAAAAUGUACACAUUUCGAGGAUUCUGUUAAAGAGCUAACUGAGAAAAAUAAGAAAAUAAUGGCCAAGUUACAGCAAAGCGAAGAAACCAUCAAAUCAUUGACAAAGAAAAAUGAGAAACAAAGUGAGAAGCUCAAAACCAUCGAAGAGGAUUUGGUUUCUGCAUCGGGAGAGAAGCUUAAAGGAGACUUUGAACUAAGGAAUGUUGUAUUAGAAAUGGAGAAAGCUAAGAAUGAUCUUCAACAUAGUGAGCAGGAAAGUAAAAUGCUGAGUUCUGAGCUUAAUGAGAAAAUAGAAUGGGCGACGAAUCUAGAAAUUCARCUCAUGGAGCUAAAAUGUUCAAAUGAAUGCAUGAAAAGUGAGAUUGAAGAAAUGAAAGAAAAGAAACGAAUGGAAACCCACCAGAAUCAGGAGAAAAAUAUAUGCAGGGAAACAAUGGAGAAAAGAUUACAAGAGGCUUUUAAGACAAACAACCAGCUGCAAAAAGARGUUCAAUCUGCAAAAGAGGUCAAYAAUGAAUUGAAUGAAAAGCUACGCAACGCAAMUGAAAACAAAAUUGCAAUGGAAGAAGAAGUAGAGRGACUWAAAGURAAGCUAUCGCAGUUUCGUUCSGASCUGGAAAACUCMWCARCCGAGAAGAAACAAUAUGAAGUCAAGACAAARAAGYUAGAAGAAACGAGAAAGAAAAUGGACGAAGACUUCAAGCGUCUAAAAGACAACAUCACCAACCUACAAGGYGACUUACAAAGGGUAGAAAAGGAGCAAGAGGAGUCCGUGAAAAAGAGCAGUAAUUUAGAAARAGAAMUAAAACGMAAGAGUAAAGAACUGGAGAGCAAACUGAGAGAAAACCGUAAACUUAAGAAAGACAUAAAUGCAUUGAAAGAAAAUACCACCGUGGAAAACGAGCAAGAUGCUGGUCAUGGUGUAGAGGURAAGGAAUUAAAAGAAAGACUAGAAGAACUUGAAAAAGAAAAUGAAGAUCUUUAUAUCAGACUAGAUACCAUGAAACACCARGACAACAAAGAAAAUAAUAAGCAUGUCAGUUUUGCGUCAAGUGCUUUGAGUAAUGAGAUAGGAUGGGACUUCGAACAUGAAAUGCCCUCCAAAGAAAAUGUGUUUAAAGACAAAUACGAUUUGAGUGAUGAAGUUGGAUGGGAUCUAACAGAGAUCAUGGCCAAACACCAAGAAACCGACCCUGCAGAAGAUGACGGCGAGUCCUUAGAUUCAAAUACUGAUUCUAAACCUGAUGCAGAAUCCCUAGARCAACAAAGCAAUGAAUCAGAACCUGAAAAAAUGCCAGCAAUACAGGAAGAAUCCUAUGAAAAUGUACAGUUUGAUGCCACGGCAUCGAUGGCACAGAUAUGCAAAGAGAAGCUUCUUUUGGAGAGCAAAACAGCAAAACUUUUGGAGAACAAGACGUCRCAUCUCACCAAGACACAAAUGAGCCUGGAGUAUUCCUUAAGUAARGCRCUGAGAGAAAAUAAACAACUUGUGGACAAAUUAAAUGACUCACAAAUCAUUUUACAGAGGAUAAAAGGUCGAGUUCAAAAGYUGGAAGAACAGACCAAUGUGAAUACWGUUCGYACAGACGUAGAMACCCAAACAWGCWRCCCUACAWUCCUAUCAACUGGCACACAGAUUAGAGAAGUUGACAUUUCACCAAUAACCGAAGAAAAACUUAAGGAGUUUAAUGAAGAAACAGAACCAACAAAAUCUGGUAUGAGCGCAAAGGCAAUAGUGUACCUGACCAGAGAAAAGAAACAGAUUGCUAAAGAGCUUGAGGCUUUAAAACUAAAACAUGAAGAAAUCAAUAGAAUCCUCACUGAAAAGGAAGAUGCAAGAUCUAAACUUGAACAGGAACUUCACCUGAUAACGACAGCGUACAAACAGGAAAAAGAAAGUCUUCUCCAUGAUCUARAAACGUUGAAGAAAGAAAACAACGAUAUCAAAGAGAAACUCAAAAGCCAAGAGGAGUUUCACAUGAGCUGUGAAGAGAUAAAACAAAAACAUCAAGAGGCAGAAAGGCUUGUUACGGAACUCGAAAAAGACUUGAUGCGACAGACGRACGAGAAAAAUAUCCUCAAAAAGGAGUUGAUUGACAGUCGCAACAAACUAACGGAGGUAACGGCUUUGGAACAAGAAUUACAAAGACUAAGAAAUGAAAAUAAACAAGUCGAAGAAUCCAUGGGUAAGCAGCUCGAGCAAUACAGGAGAGAGAAUGAGGAGUUAUUAGAACAGUUAGAAAACCGAAAGAAAUCCUGGACACCAACCAGUCCAAAGAAGGGAAAGAAACGGGAAAGCUCGACAKYYUCUGAAAAGAAAUCCCCGUCAMUGAAYAACRCAAUGCAGAACGAUCCAGCUGACAAUGGAGUUAUAAAWGAUKAUGAAAAACGAGACAAAAUCUUGGAGCCUUUCCUAGAAACACCGCAAGAAAUACCCAAAUCUCAUGAAGAUCCAUCAAACAACAUCGAAACAACACCUGUUGAAGAMAUUCAAGUGUCCAGUGGUCAUGAAUGCAUGGAUGAUGGCUCCACCGAAGAAACAAACUGCACUUCUUGCUCAAGAGAUGAUACACACCAUGAAACUCAAUUAGAUCCAUCAMAAGAAACCCAUGAGCAUAUUCAAAUGGAGAUGAAUGAAGUGGUYCAAAGCAAYGAGGAAGAAAUACACCAUCUUCAUAACGAAAACAGCUCAGAAUUUGGUGAAAUAAGUGAUCAAAGUAAAGACUAUUCCAAAGCRAAAGAUGACACCGCYAGUGAAAAGGGUUUUGAAACUGAUGAAGAAGCCGAUAUCGAAGAAAAACUUGUCAAAAUACUAAAAGAAAGGCARGCAAUGGAACAYGAAGUUCAAGCGAUGGUMCAAGAAAUGAAUACACUUAGAACCAAGCUUACUAAGAUUCAKUCAGAACAUGAAAACAGUGCGGAACAAGAGAAUAAGGAGCUYAAAAACCAGUUAGAAACACUGCAAAACGAUAAGAAAUGUAUUGAUGACCUACUAAAUGAAAUGAAAACUAAAAAUGCACAGUUAGAAAUUCAACUUUCUGAUGCUAAUGACGUGAAACAGGCCUUGGAARUAGAACUCCAGAAACUAAARGWAUCUACGCGUGAGAUUGAAAGCCUAGAAAAAGAGAAGAUUGAUGAAGUUGCUGCAAGGUGCAAGAAACUUGAGGAAGUCCUUUCAGUGGUUGUGGACGAGAAUUCUAAUYUAUUGAAGGAAGUGUCAGGUUUAAGAGAAGAAAAUCGUAAGUUAAAGAAACGCAAUAUAUCAGAGAUCGCUKAUGGCAGUACUCAGSACUCUCCURAGGCAUUUGAAACAGAGCAAAGCAUAGAGAAGGCAAGUCUUAAUGGAAUGAAGAAAAARGGAAAYAAAGGAAAUGAYGAGACYCCAAUCAUAAAUGUCUCGUCUCCAGGAUWCCACGAUCAAUCACACAGUKUAGAACAAGGGUUCUCCACCAGAAGUACCACGGAACAAAGCCUGUCAAAUAAAGAUCAYUUGCAAUUACCACUUGAAUCAAGUAUGAAGCGAUACCCUCACCAAACKUCACURAACACUGAAUCCAAGCCAYUAUCUGCAUCAAGUCCCGACGUAUCAUSCAAAGAAGGGCAAGARAGAAUACCAAAUUCCAACAGCAAAGAACACGUGGGUAUUCAAAGGCAUGUAAGCUCUACAAAUGGAGAGUUUAUCGYAGYAACACCUGAGAGUGAAUCRGGAUAUGGSGGAAGUAAAGGAGGGAACACUCUUUGUAGACAGUGCCUUAAAUCUACUUGCGAGUGUGASUCACCAGUACGWAAAGAGUCCACWACACGUAAUGAUAUGAAAGAUACCAAUGAUAUCCUUAGUACCGAGUCAGUGUACGGUAGCGUUAGUGUUGAUGUCUGUACGGACAGCUCGUUUGCUUCAGCAACUGACUUUGAAGACAUCAGUUUCUCAUCAGACUGGGUGUCAGCUGAAGACUUACGAGCAGGACGAGUAACGGCUAGAGGACAUCGUGGACUGAGUAAAAUACACAGAGAGCUUGCUGAAAUUAAAUGUACCAACACAAUACUGGAAAAUGAGAUGACUAUMUUGAAACACAGAAAUUCUGACUAUCAGUCGCAGCUYCAAAAACUUGCAGGAAAGAAUAAUACCUUAAAACAAAAACUAUGUGAGCGUUCAAUGAUAACAAAGAAGGCUGAAAGAGAAAUAGAAGCGCUAACAGACGAUAAAAUGAGAUUAGAAGUUCAAAUUACUGCGGCAAAGGAAGAAGUCAAUCAUCUUGAACGCGAGAAAUCUAAACUUGAUAGGAAUUUAUCGAGUGCAAAAGCUGAGAACAAGCGUUUGAAAAUCGAUUUGGGRAUGGUAAAAGCUGAAAGUUAUAAAAAUAUGAAACAAUUAGUGAAGUUAGAAGCAGAGAACAAAAAACUUUUAUCUGAGUUAGAAGAAACGCAAGAAGAGCUUAAAAACACYAARGAACUUUUAGUUCACUUUGAUAACGSCUCGUUAACUUCCCUAGAGGACAGACUGUCAUGCACAUCUCCAGUUUCUAACGAAGGAKUACAYUUCCCUAUGUCAGCUGAGUCGAGUAACCAAAGGGAAGGKAACGGUGUACCACAUGAUCGAUCAAGAUUAAAGUUAGAAUUACGGAAUAACAGUCAUGUACGUCGAGUGACGAGUGAACAGUCGUUYCCAAGGUAUCAUAGUGUGGCUAAAGAACUAGCUACAUCAUCGGAAUCAGAAACUAUAUCAUCUCCAGAGGGUUUCGAUGAGCAACAACGUCGAAAAGCCUACCCACAACGUCUCACCAARUCACAGUCUCUUACAACUGAAAGAGUUGAAGKGCGUACACAAUCCAAAACCGAUGAAUCUGAUACCACAGAGACAACAGAAAGCGGUCUGCACCAGCCACUGAGAGAGAUCAAAUCACCAUSYGAACAGACCCAACCUGAACAGGCACGACCRCUAACUGAACGAACACAAAGCCAGAUGUCAUAUGAUAGUGACAUGAGUUUUGGYGAGAAGGACAUCGAAAGUUGUAGUCAAAGUGAAGAAACUGAGGGAUCAUCCAUUGACCUGGAUGGRAAAGGAAGACARCAAGGGUCAAUCAAGAAAAUGUUCAAACGUUUCUCAAAAUCCAAGAAAAUAACAAAGUCAACUUCAAGUUAAUAAUAGCACAAAUAGCAUUUUUGGAAUUUAUAAUCCUAGUUUAUUCGUUUAGGAAAUAUUGUCCGAAUGACAGUUUUUUUUAAAUUGCUGAGAUUUUCAAAAGUCUAAAAGAAUUAGAGAGCGUGAUAAUAAACUUUUAUAAAGAAGUGUUAUUCUGUUUCUAUGAUAACAAAUUUGGAAAAAUGGAAUUAAUAUUGUUUCUGACAUGAACUUUGAACAGUCGUGAGAAAGAGUGCUGAAAUCUCAAACAGUGAAAAGUUACCUAACGAGUCAUUUUCAUUAUUUUUAUGUAAUUCUAAUUAAAAUACAUGUAUAUCCAGACUGAAUUUAUCAAGAUUAUAUUCAUAUAUAUUAUCAUAUAAUAGUAAUAAAAUAUUUUUA
Molecule: messenger RNA, 10576 nt
Organism: Exaiptasia diaphana
Lineage: Eukaryota; Metazoa; Cnidaria; Anthozoa; Actiniaria; Aiptasiidae
Product: centromere-associated protein E
Biological process (GO): microtubule-based movement; mitotic spindle organization
Molecular function (GO): microtubule binding; microtubule motor activity; ATP binding
Source: RefSeq, a predicted model, not a curated record